AGCAAGCAAUCAUGGCACAAUACGAGCUGUACCGGCGGUCGUCGCUUGGCAUGGCUUUGACGGAUACACUCGAUGAAUUAAUUACAGAGUCGCAUAUUGAUCCUCAGAUUGCUAUGAAGGUCCUUGCGCAGUUUGACUUGACAAUAGCCGAGGCCCUUCACAACCGAGUGAAAGCCAAAGCUGCCAUAAAGGGUCACUUGCACGUCUACCGCUUUUGCGAUGAUGUAUGGACAUUUAUCGUUGAUCGACCUACAUUCAAGCUGGAGGGAAGUGAAACCGUUCAUGCGGAUCGGAUAAAAGUGGUGGCAUGCACGGCGAGGGCUCCGCCAGGAGGAAAGCCAGAGUGAAGGAUUGGCAACUUUUAGGUUGUGUUGAGCUUGGAUCAUUAAUUUUCGGUAGUAUGAGUUGCGGCUUUGGUCGCUCUUGAUGUUUUGUUUGGUGUAAAUUGAUUUUCUCGUCUGUUCCUUUCAACAAUGCCGACCCGCCAUUUAAUCUGGCACUGCGCCUUAUUUGCCCC
Molecule: messenger RNA, 517 nt
Organism: Spizellomyces punctatus DAOM BR117
Lineage: Eukaryota; Fungi; Chytridiomycota; Chytridiomycetes; Spizellomycetales; Spizellomycetaceae
Product: transcription initiation factor IIA subunit gamma
Exons: 3
Coding region: 12-347 (111 amino acids)
Biological process (GO): RNA polymerase II preinitiation complex assembly; transcription initiation at RNA polymerase II promoter
Cellular component (GO): transcription factor TFIIA complex
Molecular function (GO): TBP-class protein binding; RNA polymerase II general transcription initiation factor activity
Source: RefSeq, a predicted model, not a curated record